CCAAACUUAAAAACUGGCAAGUCACCAUCUUUCUUCGUCUCCUCUUCUCCACGAGAGGAUAGCCAAGCUACCUCUCUCUCUCUCUCUCUCUCUCUCUCUCUCUCCUCUCUUCUCCCAUUUGUGCCCAUUUAUUAUUUUUAUCCCAUCUUAUUUUGCUGCUUUACAUAUACCCUUUCUUCUCUUCCUCUUUUUCUCAAACUUGUUUUUCUUUCAUUUUUUUCUUCUCUUAAUCAAUCACCUCUCUUAAGAAAUUGUAAGAACAUCAAGGAAAAAUUUUUAAAAAAAAAACAAGAAGGAAAAAAAGAGGGGGGGUUGAAGAGAGAGAAGAAGGGAGGAGCUCAUCUCUCUCUUGUUCUUGUUUAUGCCUCCUCUCAGAUCUUGAAAUUCAUCAAAAUUACUAAUUUUUAAUCUUGGGAUUUUUACCCACAACAUAAUUCACAAUCUGAUUGGAAGAUGGAGCCAGGGAAGCUUUUCAUUGGUGGGAUUUCUUGGGACACAAAUGAGGAUCGUCUGAGGGAGUAUUUUCAAACAUUUGGUGAGGUUGUGGAAGCUGUGAUCAUGAAGGAUCGAGCAACGGGCCGAGCUCGUGGGUUUGGCUUUGUUAUCUAUGCUGACCCAGCUGUUGCGGAGCGAGUUGUUAGGCAGAAGCAUAUGAUUGAUGGCAGAACUGUUGAGGCAAAGAAGGCAGUUCCUAGAGAUGACCAGCACAUCCUGACUAGAAACCACAGCAGUCCUAGUGCAUCGCCAGUGCCUGCUCGGACGAAGAAGAUAUUUGUGGGGGGUUUAGCAUCUACUGUGACAGAAGGGGACUUCAAAAGGUACUUUGAUCAGUUUGGGACCAUUACUGAUGUUGUUGUUAUGUAUGAUCACAACACUCAAAGGCCAAGAGGAUUUGGAUUUAUCACCUUUGACUCAGAAGAAGCAGUCGAGAGAGCACUGAUGAAAACCUUUCAUGAACUUAAUGGUAAAAUGGUUGAGGUCAAACGAGCUGUUCCCAAAGAGUUAUCACCAGGGCCAAGCAGGAGUCCUUUAAGUGGUGGUAGUGGUGGACUUACUAGAGUCAAUAGCUUCCUCAAUGGCUAUGCACAGGGUUACAAUCCAAGCCCUAUUGGAGGACAUGGACUUAAGAUUGAUGAACGACAAAGUCCCAUGCCUUUUCCUCGAGGUGGAUUUCCUUCGUUUAGCCCUUCUAGUUAUGGAAGUGCCAUGAAUUAUGAGCCACGAAUGGGCCCAAGCUUUGGCGAAACUGCAAAUCUCUUUCCAAAAAUGAGCUUUGAGCAAGGAUUAAGUGCAUUGCAUAAUAGCAACGUCAACAGGCAUGAUGGUUUUGCUGAUUUUGAUGGAGUGAACAGGGGUAGUGCUUCUAAUCUUGGCUCAUCUUCCUGGAGCUUGUGGGGGAAUGGAAUCAUUAAUGACACUGCUUUCUCUGGAAGUAGCUCUUCUAUAAACUUUAGAGAUAUUGAGGCUGAUGCUCUGAAAAAUAGUGAAUCAAUUUGGAAUUCUUCUGCCAUUCCUGUUCAAGGUGGAGGGCGUGUUUCUGUCUCAAAUGGUCUCAGUCUUAGCUAUGGCCGUGAGGAUAACAAUCUUGGAUCAGCAAUGGGAUUGUAUGGCAGAGACAUGAGAACCAGGACGUCGCCUGUAUCUUCUUAUCCUUCAUUAGAUGGUGGGUAUGAUGCUAAGUUCGAUAAUUUCCUUGGUGGUGGCAGUGAGCAAUCCUUGCUUUUACCAUCUUUGGGACUGAAGGGAUCUGGUUCAUUUGAAUUUGGACUUGGUAAUUCAGUUUCAGAUGUUCCACUCAAUAAUCCUGCUGGAUUAUGCUGGUAGUUAAAGAAUUUGUCAAUAGCAACUUAGAGUUUCAGGGAUUGCUGCCUAGGAGAAAUUAUUCAAUUGGAUGUCAAAGUUUCUGUAGGUGAACAGAGAGUCUGCAAAAACUGUUUUCUGUAAUUCAGUAAGUAGGAACUUGGGGUCGUAGCAUUGAUCAGAGAGGUGCUGCUUGGAUUCAAGGUAUACAAGUAACAAGAUCGGAUUUGCACACACUUGUUGGUCAUUUUAUCAUAGUUUUUUUUUUCUUCCUCGUUUUUGUCUUCGUUCGUUGGAAUUUGUAAAUUUGAAGCACGGGGUACACUUAGUAUCAUCCAUUACUUGCAACACAGCGGCGGGUACAUAAGGAAACUAAGAAGUGGAUGGUUUUUCUGAUCUUCUCCUCUCAUAUAGUUUUUUCCAGCCAAGUUGUUUAUAUUCUUAUGAGGUAUUUAAUUGCUGUAGUGAACAUCUUGUUGAGUUUGUAAUGUUUAAACUCUUCAGAAUGCUUGUCAUAGAGCUGCUUAUACCCUUGAAAAGAAUUUUUGUGACUUCA
Molecule: messenger RNA, 2356 nt
Organism: Beta vulgaris subsp. vulgaris (sugar beet)
Lineage: Eukaryota; Viridiplantae; Streptophyta; Magnoliopsida; Caryophyllales; Amaranthaceae
Product: heterogeneous nuclear ribonucleoprotein 1
Exons: 4
Coding region: 454-1824 (456 amino acids)
Molecular function (GO): RNA binding
Source: RefSeq, a predicted model, not a curated record